Molecule: messenger RNA, 1674 nt
Organism: Plasmodium berghei ANKA
Lineage: Eukaryota; Apicomplexa; Aconoidasida; Haemosporida; Plasmodiidae
Product: nucleoside-diphosphatase, putative
Exons: 4
Coding region: 1-1674 (557 amino acids)
Biological process (GO): nucleoside diphosphate catabolic process
Cellular component (GO): membrane
Molecular function (GO): nucleoside diphosphate phosphatase activity
Source: RefSeq, a predicted model, not a curated record
AUGAAAAAUGAGGCAAUUAAAAAAUUUAAUAGGCUUAUAUUUGUAGUGAUAAUUUAUUCAUUACUUAUAUAUAUGAUUAUAAUAGCAAAAUGUGAGCACAAUGUUUUAACAAAAUAUGAAGAAAAAGAAUUUGAUGAAAAAACAAAAUAUAAAUCUAUAAUUAUUGAUGCUGGGUCUACUGGCACAAGGGUUUAUAUUUAUGAUUAUAUUACUUCACAUGAUAAUAAAGAUAUAAAAAUAUAUAUACCUUCUAUAAAUUAUAGAACUACACCUGGAUUAGUAUAUUUACUAAAUAACUAUUUUUUUAAUAAUGAAAAAGAGCCUUUUUAUAAUUAUUUUAAAAAAAUACAAAAUUUUAUUUAUGAAAAUGUUAAAAAAGAAGAACGAUCAAGUACAGUUAUCUUAAUCAGAGCAUCAGGAGGCUUUAGAUUACUAAGUAUAAAUCAAUCGAAAAAAUAUAUAAAUUUUGUUAAGAAUUAUUUUUUUGAAAAUUUUAAUGAUUUUUUAUUAAUUGAUCAAUUAUUAAUUAAAAUAUUAAGUGGAAAAGAAGAAGCUAUUUUAUCAUAUGUGUCUAUUUAUUCCCUUUUAGAAAGAUUAUCACCAAAUCCCAUUAUAUUUAUAAAUAAUAAUGAGGAAAUAAAAAAUAGAGGAAAAUCAACACACAAGAAUAUUGAUAAUGAUAAUAAAAAUGAUGAUGACCAUAUAAUCGGGGUUCUUGAAAGUGGUGGGGCAACUGCUCAAAUUAUCAUAAAAAUUCCAGAAUCUAAAAUGAAUGACGAUAUAUUAAAUUUAAUGAAUUAUAAACAUAAAGAAAAUAAUAAAGACGAUGUUAUUGAAGAAAAUUAUAAAAAUAAAAAUAUUGUAAAAAUAAAAUUAUUUGAUAAAAAUAUGUAUUUAUAUUGUAAAAGCUAUUUAUCAUUAGGUCGACAAAAUGCCAUGAAAACAUAUUUACAUUAUGUCGUACAUGAACAUUAUGAAAAAAAAAAUAUCCUAAAUAAACAAAAUAAAAUAAAUAAAAAUGAAACAACUAAUGAUGAUAAUAAUAAUCAAACUAAAUUUAUAAUGGUCCCUUGUUUUCCAAAAGAAUUUAAAUUUUUAAUAAAUAAUUUAUAUAAAACUUCAAUUGAUGAAGAAUUAGAAGAAUAUGAUGAACAAAAUAAACGAGAAUUAAAAACUGAUGAAUAUAUAGGUAUAGGUACAGGGGAUUUACAUUUAUGUAGAAAACAAUUACAAAUUAUUUUAAACUAUUCAAAAAUUGAUACUUUACCAUUCAAAAUGAAAAAAUUUAUUAAGUUAUAUGGAAUUGAAAACUUUCACCAUUUUGCAAUUGACAUAUUAAACAUCCCAGAAACAUAUAAUCCUAUUCCUCUGGAUACAAGUAUGUACUUAAAAAAGGCAGAGGAGCUUUGUCCUCUUACUAUAGAUGAAAUUAGAAAAGUUGUACAUCCUGAUGCAAAUAUAGAAAAAGCUCAAACAUCAUGUUUUGGGCUAAUAUUUUUAUAUGAAUUUAUGAGGCAUGUAUUGAAAAUUGAUAAAUCCAUACUAUUUUACUCAACGAAUUAUGUAAAAAAAAAUAACAUUACUUGGACAAUUGCAGUUUUACUCAUAAAUAUCCCCAAGCAUUUAAAUUUAAUUAAAAAAACAAAGCAAAAUUAUGAUUAUGAUGAGCUUUAA